UGCCGCCGCCUACGCUUCCGCUUCCGCCGCCGCCGCCUCCGCUUCCGCUUCCGCUUCCGCUUCCUUGCAUCCCUUCGCUCGCCGCGUCCGUCGUCCUAUCUAGCCGCCGUAUCCCCGGGCGCCCUUAUGGCGCUCUCCGCCGGCGAUGUGCCCACGAUGUACACCGUCCUCGUCAACUCGCUCAGCGCCGACGAGGCGGUGCGGCGGCCGGCUGAAGCAGCUCUCGCGCAGUGCGAGGCCCGCCCAGGAUUCUGCUCAUGCCUAUUAGAGAUCGUUUCCGCAAGGGGUUUGGCUUGCCGUGAAGACGUGCGUCUGCUUGCCACAGUAUAUUUUAAGAACAGCAUCAAUCGCUAUUGGCGGCAUCGCCGGGAUUCCUAUGGAAUUAGCAACGAGGAGAAGGAUCACCUUCGAAAAAAUCUUUUCUUAAAUAUACGAGAGGAGAAUAGCCAGAUUGCACUUCAGUUAGCUGUGCUAAUUUCCAAGAUUGCACGCCUAGAUUACCCAAAAGAAUGGCCGGACCUCUUCUCUGUAUUGGCACAACAGCUGCAGUCAGCUGAUGUUCUUGCUUCACAUCGUGUGUUUAUGGUCCUGUUUCGCACUCUGAAGGAGCUAUCAACUAAGCGGCUUGCUGUUGAUCAGAGGAACUAUGCUGAGAUCACUCGUCACUUGUUUGAGUAUACCUGGAACCUCUGGAAGAGUGAUGUGCAGACUAUAUUACAGAAUCUUUCUAUGCUGUCACAGCGGAGUGACAUAGAUUCCAUUUUAGAACAAUCAAAUGAUCUUAUGUUGAUCUGUGACCGGUGGUUGCUUUGUCUAAAAAUCAUCCGGCAACUAAUAUUUUCAGGAUAUGCAAGUGACUCAACAACCGCUCAGGAAGUCUGGCAGGUCAGAGAAGUUUGUCCAACAGUUUUAACUGCCAUUCAAUCCCUCCUUCCUUAUUAUUCCUCCUACAAAGAUAAGCAGGCCAAGCUAUGGGAUUUUGCAAAAAGAGCAUGCACUAAGUUGAUGAAAGUCCUUGUUACCUUGCAAGGCAGACAUCCAUAUUCUUUCGUUCACCAAGGUGUGCUUCCAGCUAUAGUUGAUUUCUGUUUGAAUAUGAUCACAAAUCCAGAACAGGGUGGCACAUCCUUUGAGGAGUUCCUUAUACAAAGCAUGGUUUUUGUUAAAUCCGUAUUGGAGUGUAAAGAAUACAAACCAAGUCCAACAGGUCGUGUGAUCAAUGAAGGUUCACAGCCUUUAAGUCUGGAGCAACGGAAGAAAAACUUUGCAGCAGUGGCUAGUGAUAUGCUGAAGGUUGUUUUGCCUGGUGACCGUGUUAUGUUGUUGUGUAACGUUUUGAUAAGAAGGUAUUUCAUUUACACAACAAAAGAUUUGGAGGAAUGGUCAGAGAAUCCAGAGUCAUUUCAUCAUGAGCAGAAUUUGGUACAAUGGACUGAGAAACAACGCCCAUGUGCUGAAGCCCUCUUUAUUGUUAUCUUUGAGAACUAUCGAGAGCAGUUAGCUCCAGUUGUUGUGUCCAUUCUUCGUGAAGCCAUGGCUCUUUCUCCACCUCUGGAAACCGAUGUUACUGCUGGAAUGCUUUUGAAGGAUGCUGCUUAUACAGCUGCCGGGCAUGUUUAUUAUGAACUUUCAAAUUACCUUAGUUUUAAUGAAUGGUUCCAUGGAUCUCUAUCAAUCGAAAUUUCAAAUGGUCACCCAAAUAUGCGUAUCAUCCGUCGAAAGAUCGCUUUGCUACUUGGUCAAUGGAUUUCUGAGAUCAAGGGUGGCACCAGGAAAUUAGUCUAUCAUGCUUUGGUUGGAUUGCUGCAGGACAAUGACAUAGCUGUCAGGCUAGCAGCAUGCUCUUCUUUGUGUUAUCUUUUUCAAGAAUCAAGCUUUUCAGAACUAGAUUUGUUCGAAUGUCUUCCUACAUGUUGGACAAUGUGUUUCAAGUUGACAGAAGAUGUCCAAGAAUUUGAUUCGAAGGUGCAAGUGUUGAAUUUCAUUUCAGUCCUUCUUGAACAUGCUGGAGACAAGGUUAUUCCAUUUGCAAGUCAGUUAUCACAUUUUUUUCAGAAGAUCUGGGACGAAUCUGCAGGUGAAAGCCUGCUUCAGAUUCAAUUGCUAGCAGCACUUAGAACAUUUAUUUCUUCUCUUGGAUACCAGUCACCUCUUUCUUACCAUAUGCUUAUUCCUAUACUCCAAAGUGGUAUAAACAUUGAUAGUCCAGAUGCUCUUAAUCUUCUUGAGGACAGUGUUCUGUUGUGGGAAACAACCCUUUUGAAUGCUCCUUCCAUCGUAUCUCAACUGCUGGAUCUCUUCCCAUAUCUUGUGGGCAUUGUGAAUAGAAGCUUCGAUCAUCUGCAGGUCACAAUCAACAUAAUUGAGGACUACAUAAUUUUUGGUGGAUCAGAAUUUUUGAAAAGGCAUGGUGCAAGCCUGGCGAACGUUCUUGAUACUAUUGUUGGAAAUGUUAACGACAAGGGUCUUCUCACUGCACUACCUAUCAUCGAUCUCAUUAUUCAGCUCUUUCCUCAGGAAGCACCACCACUAAUAUCUAGUUCUCUUCAGAAACUUAUCUUCAUAUGUUUGAAUCAAGACGAUGAACACAAUCCUUCUAGGACAACUGUCCGUGCAUCUGCCGGAGCAAUUUUUGCUAGACUUCUGGUGAUGAAUACAAACUUUACAGGACAACUAUUAUCAGAGCCUGCCCUUCUGACAAGCAUUCAACAAACAGGGAUUUCUGUAAACAAUAAUCUGCUGCUUUGUUUGGUUGAUAUGUGGAUUGACAAGGUAGAUGAUGCAAAUGUUGUACAGCAGAAAGAAUAUGCAAUGGCUCUUUCUGUAAUUUUGACCUUACAUGUACCUCAAGUUAUUGACAAACUUGAUGACAUAUUAAGUGUCUGCACUACUGUUAUCAUUGGAGGCCGUGAAGUGAAGACUGAAGAUGAUACCAGUGGUGAUAUUACAAGCUCUUCCUGGCUUGGCAAUGAUAAUUCAGGUUAUUCUAACACAAGCAAAGAGUUGAGAAAGCGACAAGUGAAGGACUCGGAUCCUAUCAAGCAAGCUUCUCUAGAGGACAUGCUAAGAGAUAACUUAAAAGCAUGUGCAUCACUCCAUGGGGAUGCGACUUUCAAUGCUGCCAUUGGCAGGAUCCACCCAGCAGCAUUUGCUCAGUUGCAGCAGGCCCUGAAUAUUGCAUGAGAUGUUCAUAGAUUCUAGCGGAUUCUUUGUUCUUUUGGACAUGCUAAAGAUCAAGGGGUGCAUCGUGAGCCACUGGAGUGCAUGUGAUACAAAUACAGUCCUGCUUGGGCUGCGCAACAUUUUCCACUCCUGCUGUUGAUGCACUAUAUUGUUGAAGGUGAUAUGGAAUUAUGGAUUGUUGAUUUUACUGGUGUAAAUUACAUUUGAGUAUCAAGAGGUGGGGAUAUGUACGUGCCUUUGUUUACCAGUUACUGUCAGUGGCAAUGGUCUUCCGAUGUUUUGGGUGUUGUGUUUUGUUUUGACCACCCACCCAACAGGCCAACAGAGGUUUCAUUUCACUGUGCGAUACGAUUGGGGAAGAUGCUCUGCACAAUUUUUUUGUGUUUGGUGUUGUCGGAUUGAUCAGUCGGAGCCUGAGGUUGGCAGAGUUUUUAGAUCUGCUCUUCCAAGUGUGUAGUAAAUUUGUGCAUGGGUUUUUAUUGUCCGCCCAGUUGAAAAUGCAUGACCGGACAUCCUGCUGGUAACACUGUAAUUGUUAAGUACUAAUUUUGUAACAGAAUUGACAUGAGGAAGUAACGCAGUACUGUUUUGAGAUAAAGAUUUAUUCUCUUGUCAUGUAAGCAAAGUAUGUGUUCUCACGGCUGGCAUUCUUGUUCUAGAUU
Molecule: messenger RNA, 3845 nt
Organism: Oryza brachyantha (malo sina)
Lineage: Eukaryota; Viridiplantae; Streptophyta; Magnoliopsida; Poales; Poaceae
Product: importin-11
Exons: 24
Coding region: 127-3183 (1018 amino acids)
Biological process (GO): protein import into nucleus
Cellular component (GO): cytosol; nuclear envelope
Molecular function (GO): small GTPase binding
Source: RefSeq, a predicted model, not a curated record